CGCCGCGGUGUCGCCAUACUAUAAAUAGCUCUCACGCCUACCCUUCCACCGUUGUGGCCCGACUAGUUCUUCCUCGCUCGUUGCUUCCCGACAUGAUGAUGAGUUCUCGGAACUCAGGAUCGACGGUUCUCCGUCACCUCGGCUUCCGCCUCUUCUCCUCCGCGGUCGCCACCAGAGUCACCGCUUCGGAGCCGGCUCACUCGUUGGUCCUCUCUAGGCCCUUCGUUCCCUCGGCGCCCGCGCGACCCCCGGCCUCCGUGCUGAUGCGUCUCUUCCCCGUUCGGAUGGCCAGCACUUCGGCGGCUCCGGCCCUCGGCGGAGAGCAGGAGGAACGCGAGGCGAAGUCGUCCGCUCCUGCCGCUCCGACGAGCGGGAGCAAGGCCGUCGCCAGCUACUGGGGCAUCAGGGGCUCCCAGAUCACCAAGGACGACGGCACCCCGUGGAGGUGGUCGUGCUUCAUGCCAUGGGAGACGUACGAGGCCGACUUGUCUAUUGAUCUGAAGAAACACCACGUUCCGAGGACGCUUCUUGACAAGAUUGCAUACUGGACGGUGAAAAGCCUCCGAUUCCCCACCGACAUCUUCUUCCAGAGGAGGUACGGCUGCCGCGCGAUGAUGCUGGAGACGGUGGCGGCGGUGCCUGGGAUGGUGGGCGGGAUGCUGCUCCACCUCCGAUCUCUCCGCCGUUUCGAGCCAAGCGGUGGCUGGAUCCGCGUGCUCCUGGAAGAGGCGGAGAACGAGCGGAUGCACCUGAUGACGUUCAUGGAGGUGGCGCAGCCUCGGUGGUACGAGCGCGCCCUGGUGUUCGCGGUGCAGGGCGUCUUCUUCAACGCCUACUUCGUGGCCUACCUCCUCUCCCCGAAGCUGGCCCACCGCAUGGUGGGCUACCUGGAGGAGGAGGCCAUCCACUCCUACACCGAGUACCUCAAGGACCUGGAGGCCGGCAAGAUCGAGAACGUCCCCGCCCCUGCCAUCGCCAUGGACUACUGGCGCCUCCCCGCCGACGCCACCUUGAAGGACGUGGUCAUGGUGGUCCGCGCCGACGAGGCCCACCACCGCGACGUCAACCACUUCGCUUCGGACAUCCAUUACCAGGGGAUGCAGCUGAAAGAUACACCUGCACCGCUCGGUUAUCACUGAAUUGCUGUUUGUCCUUAUCGAUGGUUUAUAAAUAGACUGGUGGAUGUGGUGGUGAGCUAUUUGUACCGUCUCAUCUUCUUGGAUGAGAUUUGUGAAUCUAUCUUCAUGUUUGAUAGAUGCCAGAAUAUACAUACGGUGACCAUCGUGCGUUA
Molecule: messenger RNA, 1291 nt
Organism: Musa acuminata subsp. malaccensis (wild Malaysian banana)
Lineage: Eukaryota; Viridiplantae; Streptophyta; Magnoliopsida; Zingiberales; Musaceae
Product: ubiquinol oxidase 2, mitochondrial-like
Biological process (GO): alternative respiration
Cellular component (GO): mitochondrion
Molecular function (GO): alternative oxidase activity
Source: RefSeq, a predicted model, not a curated record